AUGCCAGUCAAACCUGUUGGGUGGAUAUGUGGGCAGGUGUUGAAGAACUUUUCUGGAAGAAUCGAGGGAAUCCAGAAAGUAAUCAUGGGCCUUAUAGAUGAGUUUAAAGAUGAAUUCCCUACCAUCCUAAGAUUAUCACAGUCUAAUCAGAAAAGAGAACCCGUGCAAAAAACAUCCAAAAUCAGAAUGGCUGUCGCUUUAGCCAAGAUCAACCGAGGAACAUUAAUUUGAGGAUUGAACAGCAUAUCCAGAUCCUCCAAAUCAGUUGCCAAACUUCUGCAGCCUCAGCUUGCUUGCAGACUUUUAGAGUUAAGGGACAUAUCUCAUCGUCUGCUCAAGGAAGUUAAUACACAAAAGCAACCCCUAUAUAACCUGCAGGUCAGAAAGGGAUCUUUCUUUGAAAUCAUUUCUUUCCCAGCAAAGACUGCUUUAACUAGCAUAAUGUAUGCUUCGUAUGCAGCACUCAUUUAUUUGACAGUCUGUGUUAAUGCUGUGCUGGAGAAGGUAAUGAAAAUUUUCCAAGAAGAAGAAUCCAUAAGGCAAAACAGAGAGGAGAGUGAAAAUCUUAGAAAAGCCUUAAAAGCCUUUUCUGAGCCUGUGCUUUCUGAGCCUCUGUUUCCUGAAGGUGACGUCAAAGCAAAACCUUACAGGUCAUUACAGGAGAAGCUGGAGAAUAUUUCAGAUCGCCCCAAACUUCCUGCUAAUAAGUUGAGUAAUAAGAUCCAGGUUUUACAUUCUGUGUUUGACCAGUCAACUGAAAUGAAUGAAUGAGCAAAUCUGAACUUAAAUAUCACUGAACAGAGCUUAAGAGUUAUCUAAUGACAUUUCAUCUGACAAAAUUAGGAAACUAGUUUUCAUAUUCUGACUGCUCUGCUUUGAAAAAAAAAGUCAGGGGACUACUGCUAAAAUGUCAUUCUCAAGUAUUUAUGUGGUAGAGAAAAUAAAAUGAAUCGAUGUAGUAUAUAUGACUAUGGAUAUUUUUUGAUGAACCAGAAAAUGUACCAUUUGGUGUGUUAGACUCUAUGCUAUGGUUUAUAAUAUGGGCACGUUUAUAAUACAUUUAUGUUUUUAUUAAAGACUCAUUUAGAGUAUCUCUCCAAUUACUUA
This is a messenger RNA of Balaenoptera acutorostrata (minke whale), 1107 nucleotides long. RefSeq names its product spermatogenesis associated 9 (gene SPATA9). The transcript has 5 exons. Lineage: Eukaryota; Metazoa; Chordata; Mammalia; Artiodactyla; Balaenopteridae. The record is from RefSeq and is a predicted model, not a curated record.